Linderina pennispora is the source of this 2676-nucleotide messenger RNA. Its product is annotated as Pmr1 ATPase. The transcript is spliced from 3 exons. The record is from RefSeq and is a predicted model, not a curated record. Gene Ontology annotation, molecular function: ATP binding; P-type calcium transporter activity; ATP hydrolysis activity. Lineage: Eukaryota; Fungi; Kickxellomycota; Kickxellomycetes; Kickxellales; Kickxellaceae. Gene Ontology annotation, cellular component: Golgi membrane; endoplasmic reticulum; plasma membrane. Bases 122 to 2515 code for a protein of 797 amino acids. Gene Ontology annotation, biological process: manganese ion transport; calcium ion transmembrane transport; intracellular calcium ion homeostasis.
ACCCUCAUUAAAAAGCUAGAAUGCCGACGGCGAUGGUGGACUACACGUAUCCACCGCAGCAAGCAGGGGGCCAUAGAAAAGUCCGAGAUGCCGCGGGGGGCAUUGCGUAGCACCAGCGAGUAUGCAUUGGACUGAUGCAGAGCAAGUUGUCGCAGAGCUGGCAACCAAUCCUUCGACGGGCCUGAGCCGGCAGAACGCCAAGCAGCGGCAGGCCAUGUACGGAACGAACACGCUGGAGACCAAGGACGACGAGAACAUAUUCGUAAAGUUUGUCAAGAGCAUAGUGACGAACUCGAUGGUGAUGAUGCUGUUUGCGUCGGCGGGGGUCUCGAUCCUGGUCGGCAACUGGGACGACGCAUUCAGCAUUAUUUUUGCCAUCCUGAUUGUGUCCACAGUCGGCUUUGUGCAGGAGUACCGGUCCGAGAAGUCGCUCGAGGCGCUGUCGAGCCUGGUGCCGAAUUUCUGCCAUGUGGUGCGCGAUGGCGAGUCGGUGAAAUUGCUGGCCGACUACCUGGUUCCUGGCGACAUUGUGAAGCUGGCGAUGGGCGAUCGGAUUCCAGCCGACAUCCGGUUUGUGGAUGCGCAGCAGCUGGAGGUGGACGAAUCGGCGCUGACGGGCGAAAGCGAGGCGCUGCAUAAGACCACCGAGAAGGUGGUUCUGGCGGGCGCGCCGAUGCUGGCGUCGACGGAGCUGUCGUUUUCGGACCGGCGCAACAUCGGGUUCAUGGGCACGCUGGUGCGGAACGGCCACGGCGUGGGUGUGGUUUUGCGGACCGGCGCCAGCACCGAGUUUGGCAAGAUCCACGCGAUGAUGCGGGACAUCGAGGUUCCGCGCACGCCGCUGCAGAAGGACAUGGACAAGCUGGGCGAGCAGCUCUCGCUGGUGUCGUUUGGCGUGAUCGGAUUCAUCUUCCUGGUGGGUGUGCUGCAGGGCAAGUCGUGGCUGGAGAUGUUCACGAUUGGCGUGUCGCUGGCGGUGGCAGCGAUUCCCGAGGGCCUGCCGAUUGUGGUGACAGUGACGCUGGCGCUGGGUGUGUUCAAGAUGGCCAAACGCAAGGCAAUCUGCCGCAAGCUGCCGUCGGUCGAGACGCUGGGCGCCGUCAAUGUCAUCUGCGCCGACAAGACCGGGACGCUGACCAUGAACCGCAUGGAGGUCGAGUACCUGUACUCUGCGGCGGACGGCCUGACGCCUAUGGGCUCGGCUGAUCUGUCGGUUCUGGCACAGACGCGCUCGUUCCUGCAGCUGCUGCGGAUUGGCAACAUCUGCAACAACGCAGCCACCGACGAUAAGGGCGCGUACAUCGGGCAGGCCACGGACAUUGCGAUUCUCAAUGCGGUGCUGAAGGUGCGGCAGUUUGACGAGCGCAGCCGUGUCGAGCGGCUCGCUGAGUCGCCGUUCAACUCGGAGACCAAGUUCAUGCAGGUGACGGUUGGCGCCGACGCCGAGCCGAAUCUCCCGCAGGCCGCUGGAAACGUCCUGUAUAUGAAGGGCGCCCUGGAGGUGGUGCUGGCGCGCAGCAAGACGUACUUUGGGUCGCAGGGCCGCGCCGAAAAGCUUACCGAGAAGGUGACCGACGACAUUGUGAACCACUCGAACCAGCUGUCGCAGCGCGGACUGCGGGUCGUUGCGGCGGCGUUUGGAACCGAUCCGGACCAAAUGGUCUUUGGGGGACUGUUUGUGAUGCGGGAUCCGCCGCGCGAGGACGUCGAGCGCACGAUUGGGCGGCUGAUGAGCGCCGGCGUGCGCACAGUCAUGAUCACUGGUGACUCGGGGAAGACGGCUGUCUCGGUGGCUCGCAACAUCGGCAUCCCCGUUGUCAACGAGCAAAUCGGGUGCAUGAUGGGGCCGCAGCUGGACAGCAUCACGGACUACGAGCUUGGCGAGCACAUCAAGCACAUCUCGGUGUUUGCCCGGGCGACCCCGCGCCACAAGGUGCGGAUCGUCUCGGCGCUGCAGGCUGCUGGCGAUGUGGUGGCCAUGACGGGCGACGGAGUGAACGAUGCGCCAGCAUUGCGACUGGCCGACAUUGGCAUCUCGAUGGGCGAGAAUGCGACCGACGUGUCCAAGGAGGCUGCUGACGUUGUGCUUGUGAACGAUGAUCUCUCGACGAUUCUGAGCGCGAUUGAGGAAGGCAAGAAUAUCUUCAGCAACAUCCGCAACUUCAUCACGUUCCAGCUCAGCACCAGCGUUGCCGCGCUGACGCUGGUUGCUCUGUCGACGAUGCUUGGGCUCCCGCAGCCGCUGAAUGCGAUGCAGGUGCUGUGGAUCAACAUUCUCAUGGACGGGCCGCCUGCUCAGUCGCUUGGCGUCGAGCCCGUCGACCCGGAGGUCAUGCGCCAGCCGCCGCGCUCCAAGACAGCCAACAUCAUCACGCGGCGGCUUGUCACCCGAGUGCUGGUGGCCGCGGCAUUGAUUGUGACUGGGACAAUGUCUAUUUACGUCUCGGAGAUGCAGGACGGCGCUGUCACAGCGCGCGACACGAGCAUGGUAAGUUGGAUGCGCUCUGUUGAUUAGGGAUCCACACGCAGUGCUUGCUCCGCCCAAGCCUUGCACAGUACAAUAGUAGGCUGCAGUGCAAGAAGGGGGAGGCGGAGCGAACACUGAGAGUCUUGGCAAAUCCGCAGGAGUAUAUAGGGCACCUGCUAAUGGCUGGUGUGCUUGAAUGAUUUGGCGCG